CAAAUGUGGAACAUGUCGUAUUUUAGGUGUUAUGGUUAAAGAUAGUCUCAUGACCAGUUUUGGCUCCAAGGGCCAAAGCCCUGCAAAACCCCUGCCUCCCUCCCCGAUUCCAGCCGCCAGCUCUGCGCGACUACGCCAGGCUUCCCCCCUUCAGCCGCCCCUCUUCCACAGCUCCACCCCUCGUCUCGUGCUCUCCAUCUCGCCGCUUCCUCGCUCCCCAUCACCGCCCCAUCCGCCUUCGCCCCGCGGCCGGCCGCCGUCGCCGCGGAUGGACUCCUCCUCCUCCUCCCCCUCUCCCUCGGCGGCGGCGGCGCCCGCCGCCGACGCGGGGCGGUACACGUUCAGCCCGAAGCUGCGGUGGCAGCCGGAAGUGGAGGAGUACUUCGCCGCCGCGUACGGCCGGGACCGCUUCGCCCGCAUCUCCGAGGCCCUCGCGCAUCCUUCUCGUUAUUCUUGUAUUCGUGUCAAUACUCUUAAGUCUUCCACUGAUGCUGUCAUGCAUAAACUUAUGGACCUAGUAUGUGAAAAUGGGCUCUCUGAUGGAAUCAAUGGCGUGGAGAUUGUUGAGCAGAAUGGUGGAGACCAACCACAUGAACAGAGCUCCCUGGUCCAGAAGUGUCCCUACGCUGGCCUUGAAAACGUUUUGUUUGUUCAGGGAUCAGGGCCGCAUGUGUUGAAUUAUAAUAGCCAACCAAACCAAUCUGUUAAGGAAGUAAUUGUAAGUCGAAAAUGUGCAGAAUCAGUUCUUCGAGGUGCCCAGGUGUUUGUCCCUGGUGUGUUAGCUUGUAGUUCACAUGUUGAAAAGGGUGAUAAGGUUGCAGUCUCAGUUGCUGUUGAGCAGCCUGUCAAGGAUGGUGGGUGGGCUGUGGGUAUAACACGAGGAACUGUUUUACAGGGAUUGCAAUCAGAUGUACAUUAUGAAGAAAGGAAGGGUUUGUACAUUGGUCAAGGGACUGCUGCAAUGUCGAGAUCUGGAAUAUUUCGUGUUCUUCAUGGGAUUGCAGUAGAGAUGACUGAGAGAGUAUACAAGCUCCCAUCUUUCAAUGAUGUGCUUGAAGGGGAGAUAUUUCUUCAAAACUUACCAAGUGUUGUGGCCGCUUGUGUCCUUGAUCCUCAGCCAGGAGAGCGAAUACUAGAUAUGUGUGCAGCUCCAGGAGGAAAAACAACAGCAAUUGGUAUCCUUAUGAGGGACAAAGGAGAAGUUGUUGCCCUUGAUAGAUCUCACAAUAAGGUGAUGGAUAUUCUGAAGUUGGCUUCAGAGAUGGAUUUGAAUUGUAUUAAAGCUUAUAAACUUGAUGCCCUCAAAUCUGUACGGAAGACUGAAGAGGCAACAAUUGUUGAGAUGGUUAAUAGUCACUGUGAAGCAAUUAAGACACUGGCAGAGGACUCUGGCCCUUGCCAUGUCACAGUAGAUGGCACGGCUACUAAUGUAAAUGAAGAGAGCUCAACAACAACAGUGGUGCAGUCUGAACAACUUUUUUCAGUAGAUGAACAAAACCCAGAACCAAAAAGAUAUGUUAGCAAGGCUGAACUCAGGAAGAAUUUAAGGCGGAUGAAGAAUGGACCAGGAAGAAAUAAUUGCUCUGGUGGUAGAGUUGAAAAGUCAAAGGGAUUUUUUCCUAACAGCUUCGAUCGUGUCCUCCUUGAUGCUCCAUGCUCUGCACUUGGCUUGAGACCUCGGCUCUUUGCUGGUGAGGAAACUCUAGAGUCACUGAAAACUCAUGCAAAGUAUCAGAGGAGAAUGUUUGAUCAAGCUGUCAAGCUAGUUAGCCCAGGUGGGGUGAUUGUUUAUUCAACGUGUACUAUAAAUCCAGGAGAGAAUGAGGCCUUGGUGAGAUAUGCAUUGGAUACCUACAAGUUUCUGUCACUGGUAUCACAGCACCCAAAAGUUGGAGGGCCUGGUAUUGUUGGUUCGUGUGAGCUAUUCAACAAGACAUAUACCGAGAAAUGGUUGACAGAGCAUGAAGCUGAACUUGUUCAGAGGUUCGAUCCAUCGUCACCAGUGGAUACCAUUGGUUUCUUCAUUGCAAAAUUUAAUGUUGGAGAGAAAGAGGUCUAAUUGGACGAGAUAGAAGUAUUUAUGCAUCCGACUUCAAAUGCUUGACUGCUGCAAACUCAUGGCAUGGAUGUUAGCUUUCGGCUUCCUGCCAAGUAGAUGAUGUCUGGCAAGGACCAAGAGCAUAUUUUCGGACGAUAGAUUAUACGGCUAUACCCAUGGAGGGGACUGCCAGCUCUAACCUACUGAAAUUUUGCCAGGUGUUCAAAAUUCACUUCUGUUCGAGGAACUAUUGUUCUUUACGAUGAGAUGAUGAGGUGACUAAGAUUUCAAAUAUUUUGACAUGAUACUGAUACAUUGUCGGCGUUUGAGCCACCGGAUUACGUUGAGCGUUGGCGUAGAAGGGAAGACGAUGUAACAUCUAAAGUCCAAAAGAGGUGACUGUAACCGAAUUUUUGGACUUUCCAUAUGAAAAAUGUAAAUGUCACUCCCUCUGCUUCAUAAUACUCUCUUCAUUUCGAAUUGUAUGUCGUUUUUGCAAAUCUAGAUACGUAAAUUUAAAACUUCUUUUUGUCUUUA
Molecule: messenger RNA, 2575 nt
Organism: Panicum hallii
Lineage: Eukaryota; Viridiplantae; Streptophyta; Magnoliopsida; Poales; Poaceae
Product: putative methyltransferase NSUN6
Exons: 12
Coding region: 32-2059 (675 amino acids)
Biological process (GO): RNA methylation
Molecular function (GO): methyltransferase activity; RNA binding
Source: RefSeq, a predicted model, not a curated record